AUGUCUAACAACUCCCAGUGGAAUUUGUUUCAAUCAAAUAUGUUGAACGGUAGCGAUUCUUCUAUGAUAAACUUUAAAACCCUUUCGGCAUUAACAAAUCUAAACAAUUACCCAUCAUCGAGAUCUUCAAAUCAUUCACCACCAAACUAUAAUUCACAGUCAAGUCAAAAUUUUCCCAUGCCAUCACAAUAUCAGUCGUCGCAAUUUCAUCAAAAGGAGUCUUCGAUGAAUAAUAUGUUUAACAAUGGACUACAGUCUUCAAACUUUGAUGUUUUCUCUUCUGAUAACACCGCACCUGUGAGUCGUUAUCCUCCAGCUGGCAAUGACAUUUUUGGUGGACAUGACACGGCUACUGCGAGCAGCUCAAACAAUUCAAAUUUUUCAAAUGAAUCGUUUGGUAACAAUCAAGGAGUUAGAGAAACCGGAAUCAUAGAGAAACUUUUGCAUUCUUAUGGUUUUAUUCAAUGUUGUGAGCGCCAGGCAAGAUUAUUCUUUCAUUUCAGUCAAUUUAGCGGCAACAUUGAGCAUCUUAAAAUUGGUGAUCCCGUUGAAUUUGAAAUGACUUAUGACAGAAGAACUGGUAAACCCAUUGCUAGCACUGUUACAAAAAUUGCUCCUGAAGUGGUAUUAAGUGAAGAAAGAGUAACUGGUGUAGUAACAACAGAAUUGAGGACUGAAGGCUCGGGCGGUGAUACACAAGGUCGAAUUAGUUAUGAAAAUCGAGGAGAGUGUUUCUUUCUCCCUUACAAUAAAGAUGAUGUUGAAGGUAACGUGACUCUUAGAACUGGUGAUCAAGUAAGCUUUCAAAUCGCAACAAAUCAGAGGGGUAAUUUGGGAGCUACACAUGUCCGCUUAGAAAAUCCAGUACAUCCAGUUAAAUAUCAGGGAGUUGUGUGUUCUAUGAAAGAUGUUUUUGGUUACAUCGAACGAGCUGAUAUUGUUAAAGAAAUUUCAUUUCCAUUUACUGAAUUUAAAGAUUCCUCCAAACCUUUACAAUUGGGUGAUGAUGUAGAAUUCAUAAUACAAACACGUAGUGGAAAAGAAGUUGCAUGUAAUAUUGAACGUUUGCCUCCUGGUUCAGUAAUAUUUGAAGAUAUCGAGGAUACUGUUAUGAAGGGCCAAGUUUUAAAACCUUUAGACAAAACCCCUCAAAAUCAUUUACCAUCUGAACCACUACCUGGACGUAUACGUUAUAGAGCACCUGAUUAUUCUGAAGUUGAAGUUUCAUUUGGUGAAAAAGAUCAGCAGGGUGAUUUUACGCUGAGACAUGGUGAUUGGGUUGAAUUCCGAAUAGCAACUGAUCGACGAGAUCAGUUAAAACGAGCUACUAAUAUUUCGCUUUUACCAGAAUCGUUUGUAGUUUCUGGUGAAAGAAGAGAACUAGGUAUUAUUGCAGUUUUAAAACAAGGAUUUGGAUUUUUACGUUCUGUAGAAAGAGAACCAAAGAUUUAUUUUACUUUCAAUGAAGUUCUGGAUGUUCAACGAAAAUUAGAAUGUAAUGAUGAAGUUGAAUUUACAGUGGCUCAGGAUCCUUCAUCUUCAUUUGGAAAUUCUAGACAAAGUGCCAUACGAAUUAAACACUUGUCACGUGGUUCAGUACAAUUUGAAGUACUCAUUGAAGAAGGAUUAGUUGGCUUAGUAACAGUUGUGGCUACAGAGUUAUUUGAACCAUCAAGUCCUUCAAAAAACAAUGCUCAUCAGUUUGAUGAGGUUACUUAUGAACCAGGAGUUAUCACUUUGCAUUCAAACGGUGUUAAGAGAACAAUACUGUAUAACAUCAAAGACUGUAACGGAAAAUAUAUACCAAGACAAGGAGAUAAAGUGAGAUUCAAUCUUUAUCAAAUUAAACGCAACAAGGAAUUAAUUGCGAUGAAUAUUCAUUUGGCCUCAACCGCGUCAAACAAUACAAAUAAUACACAUACUUCGUCUACUGACGAACCAAAUCGAGUGGACAUCAAGUAUGGCUAUAUUGCCGCACUUAAAGAUGGGUUUGGGUUUAUCGAAACCAUAGCACUUGAUUCUGAAGUAUUUUUUAGAUAUGCAAAUUUGAAUGAACCAAGCGCGUCUCUUGAACUUGGUAUGGAAGUAGAAUAUACACUGAGUACCAGGAAUACAGGAAAUGGUGGGAGCUGUGCAUCUGCUGAAAAUGUUAGAAUUUUACCACCAGGUUCUAUUAGUGACAACUGCGAAUUGCUUCAACCAAAUGUUAUUUUGGAUGGAGUGGUCUCUCGUCCAUUGCGAUCUGUAAAUCCCGAGCAGACUGAAUAUGCUGGUAUAAUACAAGAAGUACCAACAACCGAAGAAGAAAAUAUUUCGCAAUAUGAAUUUGGAAUUAAAGGUUUGAUAAAUAAAAGAGAGUUGUUACAAGUUGGAGAUCCUGUACAAUUUCAAGUAGACUCAAAAAAUAGAGCUGUAAAUAUAAUUGCGAUUCGAAAGAAACAAAGAGCUCACGUCGACGCUAUUAAAGGAUUAUUUGGUUUUUUAACUCAUGAAGUAGAAGGUGGUAAAAAACUAUUUUUCCAUACAUCUGAAGUAACUGAUGGAAUUAAAUUAUACCAAGGAGAUUUAGUGGAAUUUGUAUUAGUUGUCAAUCAACGAUCAGGAAAAUCAUCUGGCUGCAAUGUCACCAAAAUAAGUUCUGCUGAAAAUUCACCUCCCAAACAACCAUCUCAACGACCUGAACAUUUGAUUAACCGCAUACGUACCAUUUCUGUAAUAGAUGACGGUUCACCAAAAUUAGUAGUAAUUCGCCAGCCUUUAGGUCCAGAUGGAUCAAAAGGGUUUGAUCCAAAUGCUCGUAAACAGCACAAUCCAGGGCAGCUUAUUGAUGUGUAA
Macrosiphum euphorbiae (potato aphid) is the source of this 2835-nucleotide messenger RNA. Lineage: Eukaryota; Metazoa; Arthropoda; Insecta; Hemiptera; Aphididae. The record is from the annotation of a GenBank genome assembly.